AUGGCAUUCACAAAGCCGUAUCCACACCGACACGGAAUGCCGUCGUUCUGGCGGACAUCUCUGGGAGAGCUUGACACUUUCCGUUCCUCAGAAAACGUCCCCGAAACCACGGACAUCGCCAUCAUCGGAGCCGGGUUUUCGGGGGGUUCUCUAGUAACUCAUCUUCUUUCAACAGAGGAAGGCCGAGGGAAAAGCAUCCUCGUCCUCGAGGCCCGGGAGCUAUGUUCCGGCGCAACGGGGAGGAAUGGCGGCCACAUGAAGCCAGAUGCUUACAAUAUGACGUCUUUCCUUGCUUCGAAAUUUAAUCUCGCAGCGGCCGAAGAGGUAGCGGAGUUCGAGGUAGCCAAUGCAAAAGCUGUCGAAAAAUACAUUAGAGGGUUAAAGGUAGAAUGUGAAUACUUUACCACCCGAGCUGUUGACGUCCAGUUAUCAGGGUCACACAAUGCAGCCCUUCGAGCUGGAUAUAAAAGUCUCCAAGAUCAAGGUGUUGCAUCAACUCAAGACGUCUUCUAUAUGGACGGGCCAGAUGCAGAGAUGAUUUCAGGGGUCAAAGGGGCCAAGGGCGCUUUCAGCUAUACCGCUGGCCAUGUAUGGCCAUACAAAAUGAUCCAUCACAUGUUCUCGCAGGCUAUCAAGUCGGGAAUCAACCUACAAACGAACACUCCUGUCAUUUCAGUGUCAGAUACACAAGACAACCAAGGAUAUUGGGAAAUCAGAACGGAAAGGAGCAAUGUUCGUGCCAAGCAAAUCAUCAUGGCAACAAAUGCUUACACGGCUGCUUUGCUACCGGAAUAUCAGGACAAAAUCAUUCCCUACCGGGCCAUCUGCAGUCGUAUUGUGACGCCUAAUCCUCCGCCUAUUCUUCCAAACACUUAUACCAUUCGAUUCAAUGAAUGGGACUUCGACUACCUAAUUCCUAGGGCAGAUGGCAGCAUUGUCGUGGGAGGGGCACGAAGGGCGUACCUGCAGCACCUUGAUGACUGGUACGGUAAUGUUGACGACAGCUCGCUCAUAAAAAGAGCGGAAGGCUACUUCGACGGUUAUAUGCAGCGUCAUUUCCGGGGCUGGGAAAACAGCGGCGCAGUAACCGAUCAGGUAUGGACGGGCGUUAUGGGCUAUUCCUCUGAUCGACUUCCUCGAAUCGGAGCCGUGCCUGGUCGGAAUGGAAUCUUCAUUAUGGCAGGUUUCACUGGCCACGGGAUGCCUCAAAUCUUCCUCGCCGCGAAAGGGAUUAGCCAGAUGGUGACUAAGGGAUGCCCUUAUUCUGAAUCUGGAAUACCUGCCGUGUUUGAAGAGACGGAGACAAGACUUUCCAGCAAAGAAAACUUCGUAAUGGAUCUGUACAACAACCUUCCCCUAAACCCCAGGAUAUGA
Molecule: messenger RNA, 1374 nt
Organism: Clonostachys rhizophaga
Lineage: Eukaryota; Fungi; Ascomycota; Sordariomycetes; Hypocreales; Bionectriaceae
Source: the annotation of a GenBank genome assembly